AUCUUCAAGUCUUUUGUGGGAAUGCCACUGGUGCGAUAUCCUGCCUCGACCCACAUUCAUAUCCACCAGAUCCCUAGCUGGGUAUACCAACGUAAUUUUCCCCUCUUGUUCUCCCGUGCUUCUAGACUCAGAACCUUUUUAUCGGUGCUAGCCAGAGUUUCACUGAUAAUCGUCGUAUGAUCGCGAUCAAGCUUAUCCAACACUAUCUAUCGGCCCUGUCCAUUCUUCAAUCAAAAGGUUGUUCUGGGGUCGAUAUCUGCCUCCGUGGAUGCAAACGGAAAACGGGGACCAAGUUACUGUUAUCCUCGACUUCUUCUCCGACAUGUCUGCGGAGUUACUGUUGAGGACAAGUUCUUCCGAAUCUCAAAGUUUAGCCCGCAUCGUUUUUCCGAUGGGCCUGACAGCUUCGUUCAAAUUUUGGAUUGCACGACCCUGGAUUGUUGGUAAUCCGAACAUCUUUGAACUCAGCGUGAAAAUCUGUAUUUUGCAGUAUCUGUGAACCCACAAGAUGGGUGUUUCUCCGGUGGCAUCGCAGAAUCAGAUGGCAGUGAGUGGUAACUCUAGUGAAGCUUCGCCGUGUGUCAAAUUAAUCCAUGUGAACCAAACUUCAUACAUCAUGAUGUCUGUAAGCUGAGGAAUUUCGUACCGUGUUAUACUUUUAGCAGCCAAUUAUAGCCGCAUGUGCGAACCACAUCGCAUGAUUUGCGUUGCAAGCUACCUCUCUCUGAGCUGACAUAUAUCAGCACGCGCUUAACAUAUCCUGUUGCCUACGGCGAGCUUUCAAAUCUUCCGCAUAAAUGAAAUGAUGAUAUCUUGAUGAACCAAGUAGCAGAUGGCGGCAGUGUAAUAAAUGGCAGCUACACCGAGGGAAUCAGAUUUUAUGAAUGAAGCGAGGCAGAUUAGAGCAGAUUUCC
This is a messenger RNA of Suillus subaureus, 914 nucleotides long. RefSeq lists its product as uncharacterized. The record is from RefSeq and is a predicted model, not a curated record. The coding region runs from base 269 to 499 and encodes 76 amino acids. The transcript is spliced from 2 exons. NCBI's taxonomy places the organism in Eukaryota, Fungi, Basidiomycota, Agaricomycetes, Boletales, Suillaceae.